AUGAGACGAGCAGUAUCAAAAAUACUACCCACCCCCAAACUAUUUAACGACUCCGCCCAUUUCCAUUCAAAUUUCAGGCUUGAGUACAACUCAGUUGAUGAUUUUUACGUACAGUUAGAUAACCCACAUAAGGUCUGGUUACCAGGAGAAGAAAUCUCAGGACAAGUUGUAUUAAUUUCGAAAAAGAAUUUGGCAAAUAUAGUCAUAACGUUGUCGUUGGUGGGGUUUAUUAAAAUAAAUGCAUCGUCACAUCUGAAGUUGAGGCCUUUGAAGCAUACGUUAUUUGAUUAUACUAUUAAAAUCUAUGGUAAAGAUGAAGAAGAACAAACAGACUCAGCAGAGUUUAGUAAUGGACUUUUGAAAGGCGAACAUGUGUUUCCGUUUAUUGUAAAGUUGCCCAAUAAAAGAGUAUAUACGUCGAUUGAUUUUGGGAAAGGUUCCAUCAACUACAUUUUGAAAGCAGCUAUAGGAAACUCGUCGUCCUAUGUGAUACCUGCCUCGCCCGACAAUGCCAGUACUAGCAGUUUAACGAAAAAGAAAAUACUACAGAAUCCUAGUCACACAUCAGAAAAAGUCAUAAGUCUAGUAAAUCCAAUAGAUGUUUCGUUAUUGCCUCGACCGAAACCAAAGAGAUUGAUUCUCAAAGAUCCACGAACUAGCUCAAACAAAAAGUUGUCUCGCACGCAAACGUCAACGUCAACCAUCAACACCAUGUCUUCUAACGAACACGACCAUUCGUUGCCCGAAGGUGCCACACCUGAAGAUUCCGACCACAAAUCAUUAAAGUCGAUACCUGUGCCCACGAUCAAAGCCAUAUUGGAAGUGCCGCAGCGUGGAUACUUGCGAGGCGAGCUGAUCCCGAUCAAGCUUUCUAUCAACCAUUUACGAAAGAUCCAGGAUUUCAAUGGUAUUAUAAUAACGUUUGUCAGAGUUUGUCGAUUAGACAAUGGCCCAGAUGGAGUUGUUGAGUCGUUUAGAAAAGAUCUACAACAGUUGAUACUUCCCUUGUAUGUUGAUCCUGUUACUUUCCAAUCCGAAAUCAAUUCGUCGCUACGAGUGCCUGCUGAUGCCUUCCCGACAAUUUUGGGGUGUCCGUUAGUUUCAUUCCAGUACUUUGUUGAAGUACUAAUAAACCUUUCUGGCAAAUCAAUUGCGCUUGAUUCUGAUGUUGAUGCACGCGCUAAAGCCAACCCGCAAGCAACCAAAUCAUCACUGGACAAGUUUAAGUUUAACUUUGAUUCCACCCAAACCGAGAGAUCUACCUAUAUCAAUACCGAUAGUUAUAAACGACUGAAGAAAUUUCUACAAUUGACAACAGAGAUCUACAUUGGAACCCAUCGUCUGUCAACGCAAGAAGAGCAAGCACCACAAGCAGAGGAAGUGGCAUCCCGCAGGUCGUCGUCCAUGGCAUCGAAUUCCAAUUCAUCACCGGCAGUAUUUUCUACAUCCUCACCACAUUCACCAGUGGAGCACCAGUACGCAGGUGCGAUCAACUCAAUACCCGAAUCAGUUGCAGUUAGUAAUUUUACACCACCUUACGAAAAUGUUGUGCCGCUGUAUGUGCCACCAGAAUUCGUGUCUCAUCUACAGAACCAGUCUGAGUUGUCAGAAAAGGAAAGAAUGAGACAACAUGAAAGUAGUCUUUUGCCGUCAGCACCACCUGAUGAUGAACAACCAAGUCCAGUCAACAUGACUUCGAAUCAACAACCAUUCUCGUUUUUUACAUACCAGAACACCAACACGUCCCCGCCAGUCCCAUUGGAUGACGAUUUGUACCAGGAACCAGUUGAUUCAGCGCCAAAUUACUUGAACGUCAACAAUGACCGUUUGAUAGUUCCCCAGGAUAAUAACUCGAAUUCAGAGACGUAA
Molecule: messenger RNA, 1869 nt
Organism: Candida albicans SC5314
Lineage: Eukaryota; Fungi; Ascomycota; Pichiomycetes; Serinales; Debaryomycetaceae
Gene: RIM8
Product: Rim8p
Exons: 1
Coding region: 1-1869 (622 amino acids)
Biological process (GO): ubiquitin-dependent endocytosis
Cellular component (GO): cytoplasm; cytosol; plasma membrane
Molecular function (GO): protein-macromolecule adaptor activity; ubiquitin protein ligase binding
Source: RefSeq, a predicted model, not a curated record